UGCAGAAGGGAUGUCAGUGAGGCAUCUAGUCCUGCCCCACACUGAAGAAAGAGCCAUCCAGAACUAACUCACAUAAAUAAGACUCCUAACCAGUUCCCAGUAUUCAGCCAAUAUUUAUUGGGUACUUGCCACAUGCCAGACAGUGAGAUGUCUCCAGAUGAUGAACCAGCCUCGGUGUGAGAGCCUUUCCCUUUUCAGGACCAGGGAAGCUAAAUACUAUAUGAGGACAUCCAAUCAGCCCGUGAAAGGGCCCACCUGAAGAGGCACUGAGUCAGCACCAUGAAGCCAGCUGCCUAAAUAUGACUAGAGGGAUAUUUGCUAAUCUGCACCUCUUUGACAGCACUCAAAACUUUUCUCUCCUCUUAAUGGCUCAAUGUACCAAGAACAUGGUCCAGUCAGUGUCUUCUUUAAAAGAGUUAUGUAGACUCUCUUCUCUUCCCACCUCAAUUUACCUGAAGAACAAAAAGAGGAGAGAAAGAGUUAAGAGUGAAAACUGUGUGUCCCCUCCACUGGUCUCCCAGCAUGUGAUAGGACAAAUCUCAGGAAUUUUCUGGGAUCUUGGACCAACAAGAAGCCAGAGACAGGUGUCCUUUACAGAAUACCAGCGUAGAUGGGGUUGGUGACGUUGCACCAUCAUUGGGUGGCUUACUUAAAGUUACAUUAAUCCAUUUGGGUAUAGUUGUAGAUUAUGACUUGCCAGCCAGAAGCCUGGAGUACUGGUUCCAGCCUUAUGAAUUACCAUCUAUGGUGGGAGUAAGAAUGGUUCUUAACUCCCAUUUAUAAGCCUUCCUCACCCAACUUCCUUACAUUCAGCAUACCCCAGCUAGACUGAUGGGUUCUACAUAACAUAAUAUGUUUGUGUAAAUGAUCAAAUAUUAUUGCAACACAAAUAAAAUUUUAUUCACAACAGUCUGUUCUCGAUAAAGUACUUCCACAGCACUCCUAAAAUAUACUGUUGUGAAAAGUACAGAGAGAAGGCUUCUGCCAAGGUAAGGCUCAUUUCCCACACCCCUGUCCUUUUCACCCUAUGGCUUCCCUCUUGAUGGCUUUGCCUUCCUAUUUUUCAAGUGGAACUCAUCAUUGGGUCAUCUUUGCAAAACGCCAUCCAGGAAGAAGCUCUGUCAUGUGUGCAUCGUGAAUUUGCUCAAGCAAAUCAGACUUCACAAGGAAUAAUUAGAUGUGAGGCCUAGGAUGGAAGAGCCGGCACCAGUGGAAGGCCAGGGCCAGCUCCCAAGCCCCCACCAGGGCUCUCUGAGGAAGGCUGUGGCUGCCGCCCUGGCCCUGGAUGGAGAAUCCACAUUGGGUCGCAGGAAAAAGAAGAAGAAGGAGUCCCGCCCAGAGUCUAUCAUCAUCUUCCGGUCAGAGAAUGAGAAACUGGGUGAGGAGCCUGAGGAACCAGAAGGCGGAGACCCGCGUAAAGAGGAGGAGGGAGAUGACUUCCUGGACUAUCCCGCAGAUGAUGGUAUGUGGAAUAUGCCUUUGGACAGUCGCUAUGUCACAUUAACUGGGACCAUCACACGGGGGAAAAAAAAGGGUCAGGUGGUGGACAUCCACGUCACACUGACAGAGAAGGAGCUGCAAGAAUUGACCAAGCCUCCAGAGUCAACAAGGGAAACAACACCGGAAGGCAGGAAGGCCUGCCAAAUGGGAGCAGACCGCGGGCCCCACGUGCUCCUCUGGACCCUGGCCUGCCUGCCAGUGGUGUUUAUCCUCUCCUUCGUUGUCUCUUUCUAUUAUGGCACGAUCACCUGGUACAACAUCUUCCUUGUGUACAAUGAGGAGAGAACCUUCUGGCACAAGAUCGCAUGUUGCCCCUGCCUCAUUCUCUUCUAUCCGGUGCUCAUCAUGGCCAUGGCCGCUUCCCUGGGCCUCUAUGCUGCUGUGGUCCAGCUCUCAUGGUCCUGGGGAGCGUGGUGGCAAGCUGCCCGGGACAUGGAGAAAGGCUUCUGUGGCUGGCUCUGCAGCAAGCUGGGGCUGGAGGACUGUUCUCCCUACAGUAUUGUGGAGCUUCUUGAAUCUGACAAUAUCUCAGGCAAUCUCUCCAACAAGGACCCCACCCAGGAAGUAGAAACUUCCACUGUCUAAACUUCAAACAACUUCUUUCCUUCUGUGGUUUCAGGAGCCUGAACAUCAUCUUCCAAUUCCAGUAAUUCCUUAAAUUAUCUCCUCCCCCUCAUAGUUCUUUUGGAAUAUUCUAAUGCACACUGAUCUGUCCUACCAUCUUAAUGGUUCCAGGCAGUCAGGGAACAGAAAAGCAAUGCAUGCCAAAGCAGUCCAUCCCACGAUGAACUCUUCUUCAUGUGACGUCCUAAAGUGGCCAUUCAUCUGGGACAGGGAGUACAGCUGUGUGCUGAAGGUGUGCAGGUGCCUGGAACCCAGGGGAGUGUGUGACUAACUAUGACAGGGAGGAUAAGGAGGCUUCAGGGAGACCACCAAUAAGUCCACCAAUAAGAUAACAGAUAGGCAUGGAGGGCAACAUUUCAGAAGCAGGGCUUCUGCACUGCAGCAGAAUGUAAAGAUCUGUGUAUACCUCUUAGAUUUUGAUUUAGCUGCAUAUAAUUAAAAUCCAAAAAAAUCAGUGGUUUAAACAAGAUGGAUGUUCUUUCUUAUGCAGGAGAAAUCUGGAAGCAGAUCAUCAGGGGCCCUGAUGAAGUCACUGAGGUCUCAGGCUUCUUUUAUUCCCCUACUGUUAGUAGAAUAUGGUCCUCAUUGUCCUUAUGUCAGGGCUGACUACAUGUCCAGCCGUGACGUCCAUAUUUUUGAUGGAAUAGAGGAAGGAGCAAAAAAGAACACCUCUUCUCUGUUUAAGGAGACUCCCAGAAGUCCCACUCAACACUUCUUAUGUCUCAUUGUUCAAUCCUUAGCCACAUGACCUCAGGAGCCAGAGAGGCUGGCAGGUGUAUUCUUUGGGCUGGGCAGCUAUACUACAGGCUAAAUAUUUGGGUUCUGGUGAUUUAAGAGAAAAGGAAAGAAUGGCUAGUUUUGUAGGAAAGUGAGGAUACUGUGAGGAAAGCCUCAUAGUAGUUAUUUAGAUACAUUCAAACCCAAACUGCUAAUAUAGUUUUUAUUUACUUUAGGCCUGAAUCUUACACAGUGAAUUUGUACAUAGAUACUAGCUCUAUUUACCUUGUAUGUGCUACAUAGAUAUUAGCAACUCAUGUGCUUUGCAAUGUAAUGUCAUGUGGUUUCAGGUUUUUUAGAAAGGGAGAGUGAAUAGUUGAAUACAAUUUUGUAAUACAAUGACGUUUUUCCUGGUGGUGAAGGUGGGACUAGGUGGUGAUAUUUAGUCUAAUCUGAGAUUAAAAGAGUAUGAAGGGAGGGAUUGCGUCCGUCAAAACCCCCCAACAUGGAUCAGUAGCCCGAAGCACAGAGAAGACAGAGUUCACUUUCUGUUGUUUGGAAAAACCUCACUCAGAGCUUUACCCACUCGGACCUUUCUGGAGUUUUAACAAACACAGUCUUUGCUGUGUUGAGAAGCAUGUGUCUUCCUGGCCCACUGUGGAAUGUAAACCAGAUGAAUUCAGAACUUCUUUUUUUUUAUUCACUCCUGAAGGUGUCUUUGCAAUUUCAACAAAAUUGAAUCCUUAGAGGUCAAGCAGAUUUUAGAGGUUUGGGUCCUUAAAAGGAUUACAGGUGCCCAUUUCUUGUUCAUGUCUCAGGAAGAAGCUGUUGAAAGGACUGCAUUGAAUCAAACCAGACAGGACGGGCAUGCUCUUGCACAGAAGGCCAGGGACAUUUGCCCAACAUAUGGGGAACUCCACCUUCAGAGGAACUGUUUCUUUCUUAUAACAAGUAUUAUUUGUUUGACCAAAAAAACCAAAACUCUGCAUUUUUGAAGAUAACCUUGGUGCUCUCUGGUGCUUUUGCACAAAUAUAAACAAUUGAAAUGAAGACAAAAUAAAAAUAAAAUCUGAUUAACAUUUGC
Messenger RNA from Manis pentadactyla (Chinese pangolin), 3925 nucleotides. RefSeq names its product transmembrane protein 169 (gene TMEM169). NCBI's taxonomy places the organism in Eukaryota, Metazoa, Chordata, Mammalia, Pholidota, Manidae. The transcript has 5 exons. The record is from RefSeq and is a predicted model, not a curated record. Bases 1192 to 2085 code for a protein of 297 amino acids.